AUGUAUCUCACAGUCGCCUUCAGCAGCGACAAGCGCGACAUGACCGCCGAGCACGUCGAGCAAACCUUCCAGUCCGACUUCUGCGACGUCGGCGCCUCGGAGCCCUUCUCCGAGUCCCUAGUCGCCACCGAGCGCGCCUCCGUCGACGACUGCCACGGCCUGACGGCCUGGCUCAGCGCCAACCCGGGCUACUACAAGGCGACCGACUUCACGGGGUAUACGUUCAACGACCUGGUCACGUUUGGGAGUUGCGCGUUUGGGUUCUACCGCACGGACGGCGGCGUGGGGGUUUUUAGUUUGGGGAAUCAGGAUGUCCUGGAUUUGGUCGGUAUGGCGGUAAGAAAGUAUGCGGUGGACGGCAUGGUGGGUGCGGCGGGGCAGGUUGGGUGUGAUGGUAACACGAGUAUUAGUUGGAGUCUUUAUGAUGUUGCCAAGAGGGAUGAUGGGACUAUGGUGCAUGGGGACCAGGCACCUGCGUGA
Anthostomella pinea is the source of this 480-nucleotide messenger RNA. NCBI's taxonomy places the organism in Eukaryota, Fungi, Ascomycota, Sordariomycetes, Xylariales, Xylariaceae. The record is from the annotation of a GenBank genome assembly.